This is a messenger RNA of Hibiscus syriacus, 336 nucleotides long. RefSeq names its product putative receptor like protein 25. Bases 1 to 336 code for a protein of 111 amino acids. The transcript has a single exon. The record is from RefSeq and is a predicted model, not a curated record. Gene Ontology annotation, molecular function: protein binding. NCBI's taxonomy places the organism in Eukaryota, Viridiplantae, Streptophyta, Magnoliopsida, Malvales, Malvaceae.
AUGACAGAGGCAGGCUUGGUAACGAAAUACGAGAAGAUUCAAGACAUCUUGGUAGCCAUUGAUCUGUCAAGCAAUAGAUUUGAAGGAGGCAUUCCACAAGACAUUCAGAUUUUAAAGGCAGUUCAAUUCCUCAACCUUUCCAACGACUUGCUUUCAGGUCCGAUUCCGUCAUCAUUGGCGAAUCUGACACAACUGGAAGCUUUGGACCUUUCUCAGAACCAACUCUCAGGAGAGAUCCCUCAAGAGCUAACGCAACUAAAUUUCCUUGGAUUUUUUAAUGUCUCUGGUAAUCAGUUGAACGGACCCAUACCACAAGGCAACAGUUCGGCACGUUAG